Sorghum bicolor (sorghum) is the source of this 955-nucleotide messenger RNA. RefSeq lists its product as uncharacterized. NCBI's taxonomy places the organism in Eukaryota, Viridiplantae, Streptophyta, Magnoliopsida, Poales, Poaceae. The transcript has a single exon. Bases 71 to 625 code for a protein of 184 amino acids. The record is from RefSeq and is a predicted model, not a curated record. Gene Ontology annotation, molecular function: enzyme inhibitor activity.
GACUUGCUCGCUGGCCCAUAAAUAUAUACUCAUCGCCACCGAGCAUAUAUUCUCUAUAACAGAAUAAACCAUGGGGCUAGCCUACUACUACCACCAACGGCUCGUCCUCCUGGCCGUCGUGGCGUUCCUAUGUGCUGGCCUCUUCCCGCAGGCAUUAGGGAAGGGGCAUGGCGGUGCUGUCAACCCGGCGGUUGCCGGCAUCUGCUCUCGCACCCCAUUCCCUGAGGUUUGCAAGUCCACAGCCGGGAGGCAUGCGUCCAAGUACCCGGUCAUCGACAACUUGGCCGUGCUCAACAUGCAGGUGGAGGCGUUCUCCAAGCGCACUGCGCAGGCGCGGCAGCACGUCGCGAAGUCGGCCCGCACUAUUCCACCGGCGCAGAAGCAGGCCCUUACAUUCUGCGACACAAUGUACAUGAACACACAGGACACCAUCGGUGCGGCGCAGCGGGCCAUCACGUUCAAGGACACGAGCACCGCAAAAAUCAUGCUGCAGCUCGCCGUUCAGGACUUCGACUCGUGUGACCGUCCGUUCACCCAGGCUGGUAUCCCCAACCCCAUGGGGAAGUUCGAUAAGGAACUAAACCAGAUGGCCAACAACUGCAUGACGCUUGCAAACAUGAUAUGAACCAGGCAUGCGGAGUCAGUUAGGCAUGCUUGCACCCCCCAGCGUGAGGUGGCACCGCAUGCAGGCAAUGCUUGGACGAGAGGACUUGAUUUUUCACUUAAUAACUCACUGAAAUCAUGAGAUAUAUUGAGCAACUUUAUGUAUUUGUUCCAGACCUACAUUUAUUCAGUAGGUCAUGAAAAGAGGUAGAGGGCCUUUCAUUGCUUUUCAUCUUUUGAUUGCUAGAGGUUGCUUUCCUUUGGUUGUUCAGUUUUCUAACAUACCACGUCCUUGGCUUGAGACAAUUGUAAUUAUGUAAUUAGAAGCUCCCCAAAGUAUACUACAAAAAAA